Molecule: messenger RNA, 918 nt
Organism: Anisakis simplex (herring worm)
Lineage: Eukaryota; Metazoa; Nematoda; Chromadorea; Rhabditida; Anisakidae
Source: the annotation of a GenBank genome assembly
AUGCGACGAUUACCCCGGGAAUCGGGGCCACCGGACCGUGCGGACGAAGAUCUGCCACCUGGGAAUCCCCGCCUCGAGCCCAUUGGACGCCGACGUGGUCAUCCAGUCACCUCGGAAUCUUCUUCCGACAGCCCUAUGGGGCGCCGUACUCUUUUUCCUCCUAACCGUCCUAGUGGACAACAUAAUUCGGCCAUGAGUCGAGCUCAAUCGAGUCGAACUCAAUCCAGUUUCUCUCAAACGAGUCGAGUCGGUCAGGACUCCUCAACUAGCAGCCCUGUUGGGCGAAGUACUCGUGGUUUUACCAACCGUCAAUCUUCAAGUAGACCUAAGGCAUCUAGAGGACCAAUUGGUACCUUUAGUCCGGCCAUAUCUUACUCAGAAGCGAUCACACUGCGUGAACCAGCCGUAUACGUCGUGUCGCAGGUAUUGAAGAAUACUGUGAAGCUUCUCCUAGAACCGAAUCAGAGUCAAACCAUUCUGAACAACUCACCAGCCAUCAUGCCCUUUGAUGACACGACAGAAUUCUAUAAUGAUAACGGUGACCUGAUCAAUACCGGCUACGAAAGACAACAAAUUUUCGCGUUUGACGAAUACUUGGCUACCGACGAUACGACGCGCUUCUUUCUCGACGAGCAGCGUAUCACUGUCGCGCUAUCAAGGGCCCAAGAUGGCCUCAUCAUUAUUGGUGACAUUCUAUCCUUAAUCAGGUCACGUUUCUGGAAAACGUAUCUGAGCGAGGUAGUUAAGGACAGUCCCAUCGUGGACAUUCGCUACAUCGACCUUUUCAAGACAGACGAAUUCGCGCGAGCUCCAAACGGACUUCUCCUGGACUCGGACGGAUGUGUCAUCACGUCACCGGUCACCUCGGAACUCAUCGACAAGUGGCUCGAGGAUGCCGACAUGCCAUCGGACAAGUAA